Molecule: messenger RNA, 1915 nt
Organism: Daucus carota subsp. sativus
Lineage: Eukaryota; Viridiplantae; Streptophyta; Magnoliopsida; Apiales; Apiaceae
Product: UDP-glycosyltransferase 74G1-like
Exons: 2
Coding region: 120-1478 (452 amino acids)
Molecular function (GO): quercetin 3-O-glucosyltransferase activity; quercetin 7-O-glucosyltransferase activity
Source: RefSeq, a predicted model, not a curated record
ACUUAUUGCUGAUAAUACAAACUGAAUAUCUUAAUCUUGUAUCACAACACUGAACACAAGUAUUUCUGAAAUAAAAGCUGACUUCUUAGACAACUGAAACAGAAGCAAAGAGCAUAGAAAUGGAGGUGGAGAGGAAAAGAAGCCCCCCUCACGCACUGCUGCUUCCUUACCCUACUCAAGGCCACAUAAACCCCAUGCAUCAGUUCUGCAAACGCUUGGUCUCGAAGGGCAUCAAAGUCACACUUGCAAAUACUGUCUGCAUCUCCAACUCCAUGUUUUCUGACCCCAAGAGCCUCAUCUCUUUCGAAACUUACUCAGAUGGUUUUGAUCAGGGUGGCUAUGCCCAAGCAGAGAGUGUUGAUAUCUACCUCUCCAGUCUGCGCACUGUCGGCUCCCGGACUCUGCAAGAACUCCUCAAGAAACUUGAUGAGUCUGGCAACCCUGUGAAUGUGCUCAUUUAUGAUGCUUUCUUGCCUUGGGCUCUGGAUGUUGCUAACAAGUUUGGACUUGUUAAAGCUGUGUUUUUUACCCAGUCAUUUGCUGUCAACUACAUAUAUUAUCAUGUCUACAAGGGUCUUAUCUCUCUCCCACGGCCGGGUGAUAACCCAUCAAUCAUUUCCAUUCCUGGCUUGCCUUUGUUUAGAUCAUGGGAAACUCCAGCUCCUUUGGAUUACUUGGAUCUUGUAGUGAAUCAGUUCUCUAAUGUUGAUGAUGCAGAUUGGGUCUUUUUUAAUGCAUUCCACAAACUGGAAGAAGAGGUUUCGGGGUACCUGCCAAAGUUCUGGAAAGUGAGGACGAUAGGACCAACACUGCCAUCUAUGUACCUGGACAAGAGACUUGAAGAUGAUAAAGAUUAUGCUAUUAAUCUUUUCAAGCCAAACAAUGAGGUUUGCAUGAACUGGCUAAACGAUAAACCUAGUGGAUCAGUCAUAUAUGUUUCAUUUGGAAGCUUCAUAACAGUGAGUGUAGAACAAAUGGAGGAAAUAGCACAGGGGCUCAAGGACUGCAACCACAACUUUUUGUGGGUUGUGAGGAAAUCAGAAGAGGCAAAGCUCCCGAAUAACUUUAUCAAUGUGAUAUCAGGAAAGGGUUUGGUGGUGACAUGGAGUCGACAGCUGGAAAUAUUAACACACGAGUCAGUAGGUUGUUUCGUGACACAUUGUGGAUUCAAUUCAGUUCUGGAAGCCAUAAGUUUGGGAGUGCCUAUGGUGGGGAUACCGCAGUGGACUGAUCAGCCCGCGAAUGCCAAGUACGUGGAGGAGGUUUGGGGCGUGGGGGUCAGAGCUAAGCCAGAUGACAAGGGAAUUGUGAAAGGAAAAGUGCUGCAAUCUUUAAUAGCAGAGGUUAUGGAGGGGGAGAAAGGGAAAACAAUCAAGACCAGGGCGGCCAACUGGAAGAAUUUGGCUAAAGAAGCUGUCGAUGAAGGCGGAACCUCAGAUAGGAAUAUUAAUGAAUUUGCUGCUACAUUGUUGCACUAAGCCUCUGUUUCAGCCGAAGCAGAUUUCGAAAGUUCCACUCAAUUUAAUAUUUAUUGGAAGGCUUCAAGUACUUGGAAGAAAGUUGUCAGUCCUUGUUGUCUGAGCUUCUUGAAACAGUUGCAUCCGUGGAUGAUAAGGGAGGUCAAACUGUGGCUAGUAAACGAAGUGGUAGCAGCAUUAUUGGAAUAGCUGUAGCUGCAGAAGGGUCCGCAGCAGUGGUUUCUGGGAUUCCUAAUGGCAGGCGCAAGCGGAGGCGCCUCUAGGGUCAGUGUUUUGUGGAAGGUGCAAUAAAAUUGGAGUAAUGUUCCUAACAAAACACUAGUUCGUCAUAGCAUCAGUACUAAGUUUCUGGUUUUUUUCUUUUUUUAAAUGUUCUUUUUAAAGUUCAGUAUGCAGUUUCUAUAUAUUGAAGUUUGAAGUUGGAACUUUCUCCUUAA